AUGAUGCAUACCAGAUAUCCAAAAUCAUCAUGCUCCAGCUUCAUGAAUCAGAUUUCCUUUGGACUCAAAUACUGGAAAAAAAAUUAUGACUCUUUGGUUUCAAGUGGUUGGAAAUGCCUUUCAGAAAUAUGGUGUGAAGAAAUUGAAUCUCUAUUAUUUACCAACCCUGCAAGUCUUACAUGUCUUCCAUGCUCCGGUUUACAUUUACAAGAAACUACUGACCAUUGCCUGCAUUGUGAAGAACUUCUCCAACUUAGUUUUUUUAGCAUUCUCCUCUCUCAAGCAGCCCAAGACAAACAAUGCUUAUAUUUGUUUAGAAACUUAUUCACAAAAUAUGGUCUUUGCCAAAAUUUGAUUGACCGUAUUUAUGCUUCUUCUGUUUAUAUUUCUCACUUGGCGGGAAAAGUUUUUGUCUCUCUGAUUUCUCUGAAUCCAUUUCAGUAUUUCACUGAGAAUGGCUUCAAAGAAAUGGUGCUUUUAUUUAUUCAUCAUCCUCAAUCACAUAUGGACCCUUGCAGAGGAUUUUUGAUUUUGAAGAAUAUUUUAAGAACCAAGCUUCCCAAAGAUGUGAAUGCAGCAUAUGUAAACAAUCAUCCUAUACGAAUUGGAAGCUCUAAUAUUCAAAGUCAUCCCAAGCCAAAUACAGAAAAAAAUUGGACAGAAUUUCAACAUGAUUGCAUUUGCCCUACUUUGAAUAUGUCUUUGUUGCGCAAACUUAUUCUUCUUGAAUUUAAUGUCUGUGCAAUAGCCAUCCGGUCAGAAUAUUUUAAAAACACCUCUGAAUCUAAAGAUACAAAUGUCAAUGUUCUGGAGAAAAUACUACUGAAGCUUCAACGAAUGUGUUUUUUUAUACAUUAUAAUCUUCAAGCAAAAUCUCAGCUUAUGAGAGAGCAAGUUAUUGAUUGGCUUCCUCAAGUUUUUGCUGACCAAGACAAUUCCUGGGUUCAAGUCCUCCUUGCAGUUACUGAUCUUUAUGUGAUCAGCAAAAUGUGGAAUGAAGAGAAUAGAACAGCUAAAAAGAUAUCAACACUUAUUAAUCCCCAUUUGAUAAAAGUCAUUAUUUAUGCUGCUGGAUAUUGCCUCAUGACUUGUGAUUCAGAGAGAAUGGACAGCACAUCCACCAUAGCUGCCAUGCCUGUUGUAAAAAGUGUUAGUGAGCAUCUAUCAGAGCAAGUUUUUUAUGAGAAUACUUACAAAAUGAAACCAGAUAAAAAGAUGCAGCUCAGAGGUGUACGAGAUUUGGUGCAGAAGAUCCUUGGAGAAAAUAUUGUUAAUUUACAUUAUGAUGCUAAGUAG
Messenger RNA from Acanthosepion pharaonis, 1296 nucleotides. NCBI's taxonomy places the organism in Eukaryota, Metazoa, Mollusca, Cephalopoda, Sepiida, Sepiidae. The record is from the annotation of a GenBank genome assembly.